AACAACGUAAGUGGAUUAUGCUUUUAUUCCUGUUUAUUGUUUUAUGAUUUCUGAUAUGUUUUGUUGUUUAAAUUCUCUGAAUGACCAGUAUAUCAUUCAUAUAUAUAUUUGUAUGUUUCGUAAUUGGAUAUAUGUUCACCUGGUCUUUGAAUAGAAACUACAAUGGUCAGAUGAGAUGACUCGUUUCUUGUUAGAACUGAUAACGCUGGAAAAACAAGAUGGAAAUUCUAAAGGAAAAAACUUGAGUGAGCAGGGAAAGCAAAAUGUUCUCAAAAAAUUUAAAAAACAGUUUCCAGUUGCGAUCACUUGGAACAAAGUGAAAAACAGACUUGAUACUUUGAAAAAGCAAUAUGAAAUCUAUCGUAGAAUUACUUUUGGGUCAACUGGUCUUGGAUUUAAUAGUAGAACAGGUAGUAUUGAUGCACCUGAGCAUUGGUGGAAAGACAAAAUCAAGGCUUACCCUGAAGCUUCGAAAUUUCGCUCACAUCCGUUGCGUUUUAUACCGCUUCUUGACGUGGUAUUUCGAGAUGAAACUGUCGUGGUUGAGGAGUCAUGGCAACCAAGACGUGGUGUAUAUCAUCGUACUCCACGAGUUGAGUUAAGUGAUGAAGAAGAAGUUCAGAUUCAAGAUUCACAUGAUCUUGAUCUUAUGGAACAAGAUGACACAGCCUGGUUAGAAACUCCAAUGAAAGAUACUCCAAAUGUUAUCGAGACAGAUCCUGUAAUGCCGUCACAACAAAGUAUGAAAGAUACAUCUCGCCGAAAGCGUAAGCGCAAUCCAGUGGACUCCACGCUCGAUCGUAUUGCUGCGACCAUGGAAGACCGAAAUGGUAUUCUAGAACAGAUGGCAUCAUCUACAUCUAAAUCAAAGUCAACAAAUGCAACUGAGGAACGUAUGGCUCUUGUUGUCAAAUGUGUGAGAGGAUUACCUGAUCUAAUUCCAAUGACAUAG
Messenger RNA from Brassica napus (rape), 952 nucleotides. RefSeq lists its product as uncharacterized. Lineage: Eukaryota; Viridiplantae; Streptophyta; Magnoliopsida; Brassicales; Brassicaceae. The coding region runs from base 176 to 952 and encodes 258 amino acids. The record is from RefSeq and is a predicted model, not a curated record. The transcript has 2 exons.